This is a messenger RNA of Solanum stenotomum, 1014 nucleotides long. RefSeq names its product probable WRKY transcription factor 27. The record is from RefSeq and is a predicted model, not a curated record. The transcript is spliced from 3 exons. Gene Ontology annotation, cellular component: nucleus. Gene Ontology annotation, biological process: regulation of DNA-templated transcription. Bases 1 to 1014 code for a protein of 337 amino acids. Gene Ontology annotation, molecular function: transcription cis-regulatory region binding; DNA-binding transcription factor activity. Lineage: Eukaryota; Viridiplantae; Streptophyta; Magnoliopsida; Solanales; Solanaceae.
AUGGGAGAAGAUGAUUGGGAUAAAAGUGGGGUGGUAAAAAGUUGUAAUAUUAAUAGACCUAAUAAUGAUGUAGCUCCUAACUUAGGCAUGGAGACUUCUCCAAAUGAUGUUUCGAAUUAUUUUGACAUACGUUUAGCUUCUGAAAUGACUAAUUUUAAUGGCUUAUCUACAGUUUUCUCUAUAGAUUUUCCAAUUGCUCAUCAGGAAAAACCAAAUGAUCAAGUCAAAAUCAUGAACCAAAAUGGUAACCAAGAGUUGUACUUACAUCCCAUUCAGCCAGCUCAAUUUAUCCAACAAAGCUCUUUUCUUCCAUCACCAACAACAAUAGUGUGUAUGCCACCAAUAACUACAACACCACAAGAAUUGAUUGAUCAACAAAAACACCUUGAUAUAAGGUCUAACAUUUAUCCCAAUGUCACUUUUCCCAUGAGGAAUCCUUCGAUCCAAACCACAACAAGGAAAAGUCAGUCGAAAAUGAUUACCUAUGAAUUGUUGCAAGAGGAACUCACAAAUGAUAUAUGGAGAUGGCACAAGUGUGGUCAGAAGCAUAUUAAAGGUUCUCCAUUUUUGAGGAAUUACUAUAAGUGUAGUACAUCAAAAUUCUGCGAAGCAAAAAAAAUAAUUGAGAAAAGCCCAAAGGGUGAGAACCUUUUCUUGGUGUCCUAUUCUGGUGAACACAACCAUAAUCUACCCAUGAACCGUAGAAAUCUUGUUGGUUGCAACACUAGUUCAAAAUUCAAGCUUCCAAAAGGCAUAAAUAUUGUGCCCAAAGCAUCAAUGUUGAAUGCAUCAUCGUCCUCUUCCAAGUGUGCUAAGCGUUCAAGAGCUGUAGCUUCUCCAAUAAUCCCAACUAUGCCUACACUUGAAAUCAGGAGCAAAAACAAAAUGGCUGAUGCGGCAGAAAAGAAUAGAGGUGAUGGUAAAGAGGAGGUGAACAUGAAUGAAGAUAAUAUGAUGGAUUUGAAGAACUCCAAGGAAUUACUGCUUCCACCUAAUAUGGAAGAAAAUGAGUAG